AUGUCUGUUAGAAUUCACCUUGACAGACCGCACGCGCAUUUCACGAAUCUUGACUUCAUCACGGGGAAAGUCAUCCUCCUGCUUACUACGGACACUCCCAUCACCUCCAUCGUCGUAAAGCUCGAAGGCGAGAGCAGAACGAGACUUGCAGCUCCGAAAUAUCCGCACAAUGACCGCAAUGAAAAGAAGAGGACGGAGGUGGAAUCUCACAAGCUUCUAUACAAAGUCCUUACACUGUUUCCAAUGGAGAGUGCGACAGAUCUUGCAGGUGGAAACAACAUAUACUAUACCCUUCCGCCCGGUCACCACGAAUAUCCCUUUCAAUUUAAAUUUCCUUUCAACAAUGACUGCAGCAAGCAUAUGAGCACAAACCUUAACAUGGGUGGGUUAAGGCUGGAGGUUGCCCGCGACACGAAUAAGCAUGUUCGAAAGGCCCUUCCUCCAUCACUGACAGGGUUCCCUGGGGAGGCGGAAAUUAGAUACUAUGUGAAAGCAACUGUUGGACGACCACAAUUCUACAAGGAGAAUUAUAGAGGGUAUGCUGAUAUCAAAUUCCUGCCAAUCGAACCUCCGAGACAAACAGAUACGGGUGUGGAGUCAUACGCUAGACGCCAACAACAAUUCUCCAAAGUCAGCAGUAUACCGGAAAAGAAAGGUCUGUUUCAGAAAUCUAAUCCACCAUCUCUGAUCGAUCUCGAUGAAGAACCUCCAAAAUUUUCUGUCGAUGCCAGAUUACCUAGUCCUCCAAUAAUAACCUGCAACGAACCAUUCCCCUUGCGAAUAUUGGUGAAAAAACUCAACGAGAGUUCAGAAACUAUCUUCUUGCAAAUGAUACAGGUCGAAUUAAUUGCAUACACCCACAUCCGGGCUCAUGAUCUGACCCGGUCAGAGAGUGGAAGCUGGGUUAUUAUCAGCCUGAGUAAUAUGAACAUACCCCUAAUCGACGGUAAUGUCCCUGCUGGGAAGGAGUGGAAAGUAGAUUCCAGCUUGUGGGACCGUAUCCCGUUGCCCAGUUCUGUGGCGCCGUCGUUCGAUACGUGCAAUAUUUCGCGCACCUAUGAUUUGGACGUGCGUGUUGGGUUGACGCAUGGAUUGUCCGGAGCAAUGAAGCCUGAGCUUGUUGUCCUUCCCCUUCGGAUGGCUGUUCAAGUAUACUCUGGAAUCGCUCCUCCCAAGGCCCUCUUAGAGGCCAUCCGGCGCUCCCCACGCAAAGACAGCAAUGUGUCCGAGGUUCCUCCAGCCCAACUUCCGCGGCCACAGGCGGCCCCUACCUUUCCUCCUGCUGCACAGGAAGAUUUUGGGGAUGCUCCUCCAAGCUACGAGGAUGCCAUGGCGGAAGCUCUUGGGCCAGUGGACGGCCCGCGGCGCGAGUAUAAUCCUCCAGACACGGGGUCAUGGCCAACAACUGAUCAAAAAGGUUCAGCAAAUAGCAAAGAUGACGACCGGCUCUUCCCCAAUAGCGGUUUCAUGAACGCCUCAAUGGAGUCGUUCUUCGAUACUCAUUCCACGACGCCUGUGGAUGGACAUAUCAGUAAUUGCAAUUUGGUAGACCAGCCUGUCUCAUCACCAUCUUCGACUGGUCAAGCUCAGCAGAACCAACUUUUCGAGAACUCCCAAAACUCCCAAUCGCAACCAGUGCAGGAACAGUCACAACGGAGACCAAGGCCAUUCAUGGGGGUCCCUAGUAGGAAACCAGUGCCAGGGUCUAAAAAGUACGCUUAA
Molecule: messenger RNA, 1722 nt
Organism: Paracoccidioides brasiliensis Pb18
Exons: 5
Coding region: 1-1722 (573 amino acids)
Biological process (GO): ubiquitin-dependent endocytosis
Cellular component (GO): plasma membrane; cytosol; cytoplasm
Molecular function (GO): protein-macromolecule adaptor activity; ubiquitin protein ligase binding
Source: RefSeq, a predicted model, not a curated record